CCGGAAGCAACCAUUUUCUGCAGAUGUUUUGAACCAAAAUCGUGCUAAAUAAAAACAUCUAAAUGUGAAAUCAAAUGUUUUAUUUUAUCAUGCAGUGGUUGGACAUUAUUUCUCUACUCUACCUGGUUUUUCUGUAAGUGUCUCGCCCAACGCGAUCCCCAGUCAUCAUGGACAGUCACAGUGAGGUAUCAGACCUCGACCCAGCCCCUGGCCCUGACAGACCUGUAGGACCCAUGAUGGAGGGGGGAAACGCACCUGUCUACUGUAUCUGUCGCAGACCUGACAUCAACUGCUUCAUGAUUGGUUGUGACUGCUGUAACGAGUGGUUUCAUGGUGACUGCAUCGGCAUAUCAGAGAAGGCAGCUAAAGUCAUCCGGGUGUGGUACUGUGAGAAAUGUCGUGCCAAAGACGGGACCCUGGAGAUAAAGUAUCGUCCCAAGAAGACCAAGGAGAAGAUGGAGAAGGAGACGGGAGACCAGGGGAAGAAGGAGACGGGAGACCAGGAGAAGAAGGAGAUGGGCGACCAGGAGAAGAAGGAGACGGGAGACCAGGACAAGACGGAGAAGGAGACGGGAGACCAGGAGAAGACGGAGACGGGAGACCAGGAGAAGACGGAGAAGGAGACGGGAGACCAGGAGAAGACAGAGAAGCAGCAUCACACUCCAGACCUGAAUAUAGAACACCGCCGAGGUUCACGGGUGAAGCGUUCGGCCCGUAUGUGUGGAGAGUGUGAGCCGUGCAGGAGGACUGAGGACUGUGCUCAGUGUGAUUUCUGUAAAGACAUGAAGAAGUUUGGAGGACCCAAUAAGAUCAGACAGAAGUGCAGGCUCCGGCAGUGUGACGUUCGAGCUCGGAAAAUGCUCCGUGUAAAAGAUGAGGAGUUUGCCCUGUCUGGUCGGGGGGCCAGAGGGAGUCUGAGAAGAGGAGGGCCUCUGUUUGAUGACUACAGUGAGAAUGAGAUGGAGCUCUACCAGCAGUACAAGGCUGCAGGCUACGAGGAUAACAAUAUGCCAUGGCAUAGUGAUGAUGAGGAAGCGGCCUUUGACCCCGUGCAGCGGAAGAGGGCUGUGAAGGUCAAGCACGUCAAGAGACGAGAGAAGAGAUGGGACAAGAAGGACAAGAAAGAGAAAGAGGUGCGUCGCCACAAGCAGAAGCAGAAGUACCGUGAGCGACUGAAGCACAGUGAGAGGGGUGGCGGGGGCGGUGGAGAGGCUCGGGGGGACAGUGGUGGAGGAGGAGGGGGGAUGAGACAGUGUUUGGGACCAGGGUGUGUGGAGGUCGCCAGGGCCGGCUCCAAAUACUGCUCAGAGGACUGCGGCAUGAAACUGGCUACCAAUCGUAUCUAUGAGAUCUUGCCUCAGAGGAUACAGCAGUGGCAGCAGUCUCCCUGUAUAGCCGAGGAGCAGGGCAAGAAGCUGCUGGAGCGAAUCAGGAGAGAUCAGCAGUCAGCCCGCCUGAGACUCACGGACAUGGAGAAACGCUUCCACGAACUGGAGGGGAUCAUCGCCAAGGCUAAGCAACAGGUGGUGCAACAGGACGAAGAGGUGAAUGAGGCAGAAGGGGACACAGAUACAGACCUGCAGAUAUUCUGCGUGUCCUGCAGUCACCCCGUCAACCCCAAGGUGGCGCUAAGACACAUGGAGAGAUGCUACGCUAAGCAUGAGAGCCAGACCUCCUUCGGCUCCAUGUACCCCACACGCAUCGAAGGUGCAACCAGACUGUUCUGUGACGUAUACAACCCUCAGAGUAAAACCUACUGUAAGAGACUGCAGGUGUUGUGUCCUGAACACUCUAGAGACCCUAAGGUUACUGUGGACGAGGUGUGUGGCUGUCCCCUGGUGAGAGACGUCUUCCAGCCCACAGGAGAGUACUGCCGGGUGUCGAAGCGCAAGUGUAACAAGCAUUACUGCUGGGAGAAACUGAGGAGGGCCGAGGUGGACCUGGAGAGAGUCAGAGUGUGGUACAAGCUGGACGAGCUCUUUGAGCAGGAGAGGAAUGUCCGAACAGCCAUGACCAAUAGAGCAGGUCUCCUGGCCCUCAUGCUGCACCAGACCAUCCAGCACGACCCUGUUACCACCGACCUCCGCACCGCCAAGGAUAGGUAGACCCCCAAUCCUCCUGCCCAUGACCCUUGAACUAUCACCUGACCACGGACCUCCUACGGUUACUACUGGCUUAAGUACCGCCAAGGAUAUGUAGAGGACCCCCCCCCCCCUCGAUCACGAGCCUCUGCAUCUCCUCAGGACAGAUAGACACCCCCCCCCCCCUCCACAAGACCCUCAACACCACAACCCUGGCAGUGGCCCAGUCACCACAAUCCCGACCUCCGAACCCACCUUCAAGGACAGAUUGAACCAAGCCGUUACCAUGACUACACCUUGACCACCAAGACCCUGUCACCAUGACAACCUGUCACCAUGACCCGGUAACCUGGACCUCAGCACCUCCAAGGGCAGAUGCACAGAGGCAGAUGCACAGAGGCAGAUGCACAGAGGCAGAUGCACAGAGGCAGAUGCACAGAGGGGAUUGGACAGAUGAACUACAGACCCCAGAUGACCAAGCCUCAGAACCAGAACCGUGUGGAAACGUCAACACUCAUUUUGAAUAAAUAUUAACUCAUUUAUUGGUU
Oncorhynchus kisutch (coho salmon) is the source of this 2629-nucleotide messenger RNA. RefSeq names its product CXXC-type zinc finger protein 1. The transcript is spliced from 15 exons. Gene Ontology annotation, cellular component: Set1C/COMPASS complex. Gene Ontology annotation, biological process: positive regulation of DNA-templated transcription. Gene Ontology annotation, molecular function: zinc ion binding; DNA binding. Bases 168 to 2105 code for a protein of 645 amino acids. Lineage: Eukaryota; Metazoa; Chordata; Actinopteri; Salmoniformes; Salmonidae. The record is from RefSeq and is a predicted model, not a curated record.